CUAUGUUUCUACUCUAGCUAACUUCACACUGGUUCCGCGUGUUGAUACUGAAGAGAGGAUCGAGGAGAAACAAGUUUUUCGCAUCGCAGAGACCCAAACUAAGGCUAAAACCAGAGGAAAAUGGACAUGAAGAAGAGGGUCUCCUUAGAGCUGAGGCACCGGUCGCCGACAGAAGUCCAGGAGCUGGUUCUGGAUAACUGUCGCUCGGGCGAGGGGAAGAUCGAAGGAAUCACAGGAGAGUUCUCGAAUCUGGAGCUGCUCAGCCUCAUCAAUGUCGGCCUGACCAGCGUAGCAGACAUCCCCAAACUGGACAAACUCAAAAAGUUGGAGUUGAGUGACAACAGGAUAUCAGGCGGCCUGGAGGUCCUGGCAGAGCGGCUGGUGAACCUAACGCACCUCAACCUCAGCGGGAAUAAGUUCAAAGACAUCAGCACCCUGGAGCCCCUGAAAAAGUUGCCCCAGCUGAAGAGUCUCGACCUGUUUAACUGCGAGGUGACCAACCUGGCCGACUACAGGGAGUCCAUCUUCAAGCUCCUCCCCCAGCUCACCUACCUGGACGGCUACGACAUCGACGACUGCGAGGCCUCCGACUCCGACGGAGAGGGAGACGGAGUCGAUGACGAGGACGAAGAAGAGGGUGAGUCAGAGGACUUUGAGGAAGAGGAGGAGGAGGAUGAGGAGGAAGUAGUGGCAGAAGAUGACGACGACGACGAUGACAGUGGCGACGAUGAGGACGGAGAGGUGAACGGAGAUGUGGACAGUGAGGACGAUGACGAGGAUGAGGAAGAUGAGGAGGAUGAUGACGAAGACUCGUCACCGGCCAAAGGAGAGAAGAGGAAGAGGGAUCCUGAAGACGAGGAUGAUGAAGAUGAUGAUUAAGGACCCGUGGAGACUCUGCAAACCCUUUUGACCUUUCCCCCCGGUGACUCUCCCCAUCCCCCACCGACGCUCGCCCUCCUCCUCUAACUCCCCCGCUCGGUCGGCUCCUAGGCUGCGUUCCAUUUCCGAAACUGGUCUCCUCCCACUGCGCCCUUGUCAGCCCCCCCUCCCGCAGACCGAAACGCCUGUCUGCAACUUCCGUUAAUUUAAAAACAACAACAAAAAAACACCCAACUUCUCAUAUUUCUUUCUUUUUGUUUUAUCUUCUCAUCUCUCAAAAGAUUGUUUCUAAGUUCUGGCUUUUAAAAUUCAUAUUAUCACCAGAUCCCAAAUAUUCCUCAACGGCAGAGUCCGUUCGCUUCCGCUGACGGACAAAACGUACAAAUAACAUUUUUAAAGUCACCUAAAAGUCUCUGACAGUCAACCCAGAAUAACUUCCUGUUGAUAAAGUUUAUUACUUUUCUGGCAUCUGUGUGUUUUUGUGGCGGCACUUUUUUUUUUUUGUCAACUCAGGAAUAACCCACGAGCGCUUCAGAUUCCCAAAACAGAUCGGAUCUCCAGCUGACGGUUGUUUUCAUUAUCGAUUUAAUCCGACGAUCAUUGUCUCAGCUGAUCGUUUUGUCCAUAAAAUGUCAGGAAAUUUGUGAAAAACGCUCAUUAUAAUUUCCCAGAGCAGAAAGCGACGUCUUCAAAAGUCAAGUUCUGUCCAGCCGACGGCCCAAAACACAAAGAUAAUCCGUCAACUAUCGGAUACAACAAAGAGGAGCAGAAAUCCUCACGUUUUAGAAGCUGGAACCAGAGAAUCUUUGGCGGUUUUGUUUAGGAAAAAAAAAAGAUUACUUAAUUAUCAUUAAUUGUCCAUAAAUAUGUCAAUCAACUGAUCGUUUCAGCCGUACAACGGAUUAAGAUGUGCAGAGCACCUCGUUGCUCAUUAAUUAGCAAACGUGGGGAGACGCUGAGCAACAAAGUGCCUCUGACGUUAACAGGACUCUGAAACAUGGACCAACUGAUUGAUUGAUCAAAAUUUCAUUUCACAGAAGCCGCUUAAGCUGAGUUGGUUAUUGAUUUUUGGUGUGAAAUCUGACAGAAUAUGUAGUGACGAGGCGUUUGGCGACCGUGACUUGCGUUCUAAAAACAAAAAAAACGCACAUUUGCGAACCAGAACCUCGGGCGAGAGGUUAUUUUUCUCCUCGGGAAAAUGUGAUACGCCAACAGAAUUUUUUUUGCGCGUCUCGGGACGUAAAGCCGCCAGGUGGCGUCUGCGUUUCCUGAAAACGCACGAACAGUGCAUGAUGGGAAUUUUUGGAUGAUUUUAACUCCUAAUUCUCGCUCCGGUAACGAGACGUGAAUGCGUCCCGAGUCAAACGAAGCGUCACAGAGGUGAGAUUUCGUACAGAAGGCCAGAGAAGACGUUGAUAAAGAUACUUUUUCUCAAGAUUAAGUUAUUUUGUGUAGUUUUUCUUUUUUUUUUUGAGAUCACAAACUAUCUCGAUCGCGAUAUAAAUUUUCAAAAUCUUUUUUUGGGGGGGUAAUAUUUUGCCGGUACGCAACGUCAGAGUUUCCGCAUGACCGUGGAAUAAUUACUUUGUGUAAACGUGAAAACAAAGCUUAACUAGUUUGGGCUCGCGUCUGUGGAAGGAGGCGAAACAAGAGCUCAUGGGAGUAAACGGCACAAAAGAUAAACCAAACCCUGAACUCCCCCCAACGCCCCUGUGUGACAUCACCACUCUGGGACUAAACCAGCAGCUAUGAUGUCAUCACCGCGCUCUGUGAUGUCAUCAGCCUACUGAACAUCCCCUCCCAAAAACCACCCUCCCUCCCCGAGGCCGAGCGCGCUCAGGGCAAACUGUGUUCUCUCUUUUUUGCCAACAGAGCUUUUUAAAAGAAAUAUUUUUUCAGAGAAAUUGUUUUUGUUUAAUUUUGUAUGGUUGUCUGGGGACUCUCUCUCUCUCUCUGCCUCUCUUUCAUUUCUCUUCCUGCUCAGUAGAGAGAUCCAGUUGAUCCUUCACACUUACACUGACUAGUUGAGGUUGUGUUUUCUUUUUACUAUUAUUAUUAUUUUUUUUUGUUUUUUUUUUUUUUUUUUACUUUCUGUAAGUUAAAGGAAAAACAAACCAAAAAAAAAAAAAAAAAAAAAAACACACACACACAAACAAACAAAAAGGACUUUGUAAAUAAAAUCUUAACAUUUUGCUCCUGG
This is a messenger RNA of Siniperca chuatsi (mandarin fish), 3079 nucleotides long. RefSeq names its product acidic leucine-rich nuclear phosphoprotein 32 family member B-like. Gene Ontology annotation, biological process: regulation of apoptotic process. The coding region runs from base 121 to 879 and encodes 252 amino acids. NCBI's taxonomy places the organism in Eukaryota, Metazoa, Chordata, Actinopteri, Centrarchiformes, Sinipercidae. Gene Ontology annotation, molecular function: histone binding. The transcript is spliced from 7 exons. The record is from RefSeq and is a predicted model, not a curated record. Gene Ontology annotation, cellular component: nucleus.